Messenger RNA from Pocillopora verrucosa, 1082 nucleotides. RefSeq names its product UDP-galactose translocator. Gene Ontology annotation, biological process: pyrimidine nucleotide-sugar transmembrane transport. Gene Ontology annotation, molecular function: pyrimidine nucleotide-sugar transmembrane transporter activity. Gene Ontology annotation, cellular component: Golgi membrane. The record is from RefSeq and is a predicted model, not a curated record. Lineage: Eukaryota; Metazoa; Cnidaria; Anthozoa; Scleractinia; Pocilloporidae.
CUUAAAAAUGGCGGCCGGCAGCCAGUGGGGUAUCAAAGCAUGGAGUCUUAUAAUCCUGACAGUUCAAAAUGCUUCUCUCAUAUUAACUAUGAGAUACACACGGACACUGCCUGGUGACAUGUACUUUUCCAGUACAGCAGUGAUGAUAACAGAGGUUGUAAAAGUAGUUACAACAAUGCUGAUUCUGCUGGCAGAAAAACGUAGCAUAGUUGAGUGGAUAAAGUAUUUAUAUUCUGUUACUGUUGGUCAUCCUUGGGAUAUGGCAAAGAUGCUUGUGCCCGCUUGCAUUUACACUGUUCAGAAUAAUCUACUGUAUUUGGCAGUUUCCAACCUAGAUGCUGCAACAUAUCAGGUAUCUUAUCAGUUGAAGAUUUUGACAACAGCACUCUUCUCAAUUGCUAUGCUGAGUAAACCAAUUAAUAGGGUUCAGUGGCUGUCUCUGUUUAUGCUAUUUGUUGGGGUGUCUGUUGUUCAGCUACAGCCUGUUAAUGGUCCUGUGACACAAAGCUCGAAGGAAAAGCUCUCGACACAGAACACCUUGUCUAAAACACACAACCCUCUACUGGGGCUUGCCGCAGUUGUAGCUUCUAGUAUGUGCUCUGGAUUUGCAGGUGUGUACUUUGAAAAGACCCUCAAGGGAACUGCGACACCUCUGUGGGCCAGGAACUUCCAGUUGGCCAUAUUUGGUGUCAUUAUUGGCACCAUGGGCAUGUAUAUCAAUGAUGGGAGUAAGAUCAAAGAAAAAGGCAUUUUCUUUGGUUACCACAAACUUGUCUGGCUAAUUAUUGCAAUGCAGACAUUUGGAGGUCUUUUAGUUGGCAUUGUAGUUAAGUAUGCUGAUAACAUUCUAAAAGGCUUUGCGGCAGCUGUAUCAAUUGUCGUUUCUUGUAUUGUAUCAGUUUAUUUAUUCCAGUUUAAUCUCAGUUUGCCUUUUGUAUCUGGGGCUGGUUUAGUUAUGCUUGCUACAUACUUGUAUGGAAUAGGACAGAAAUUGGCUGUUCAAAAGAAUGCCACAAAUGGCUCUAAAGAUCCUAUUAAAACUGAAUAAUUUAUGGUAUCAGAUUAUGAUAAGUGUAGUAGAA